AUGAUGGACUUUGCUGCUGCUACUUCUACUGGUACACCUGCUUGGCUGCUAGGAGUCAAGAAUCUGCUGCUACCGGGAUGGAUGCCUCUGAGCUUUCCUACUUCGUCCAGUAUGGCACGGAUAUCAUCGGAAGAGGGAGAAUCAGAGACCUUUUUCACUCUUCCCACCUGGAUAGUGGUACAAAUAGCCAAACUUCAAGAAGAUCCAGCUACACUAUUUCAUACCCUUUUGGUUUCAUUGGUCAGUGUGACAGUGUUGGCGAGGCUCUUGCAAUAUAAUCCAGGAACAACAAGAAACACAACAAGCAACAACGACGACGACGAUCAGUGCACGUCAAAGAAACCACCAUCCAUGUGUGCCACGCAAUGGAAGUUUCUGUCUGUCUUUUGGUGUUUACGAACUUCCUUUUGGAUGAGUGGUCCCUACUUUUACGCUGCCUACGCGAGCAAGGUAUUGAGCAAUGGGCAGCCCGUCACACCACAAUUAAUUUCGUACAUUUCCUUGGUGGGCUAUGCCAGUAUCGCGUUGUUGGGUCCCUUGUUGGGAAAACUGGUAGAUCAGUACGGACGCAAAUUGGGGACACUGGUGGCAUGUUUGCUCUAUGGAGUGGGGUGUCUGUCCACCACCACCAAUCACCUGUGGAUGCUCUUUGCUGGACGAGCACUGGGCGGAUUGGGGACCAGUUUACUCAGUGCCGCACCCGAAGCAUGGUUGGUCAGUACUCUGCAAGGACAAAUCAAAGAGACAUUUACCAUUGCGUAUGCCUAUGAUCCUGUUGUGGCCAUUGCAGCGGGACAAUUGGCGGGAUGGGCUGCCAAUAAAACGGGACCCACCGGACCCUUUCAAUUGUCGCCGUUUUUUCUACUUACGGGAGGUUUAUUGGCGGCCUUUUUGUGGUCCGAAAAUAAAGCAGGUUCAGCGAGUAGUAAAAAGGACAACAACAACAACAAGGAAGAAGAACCAAACAACAUACGGAGACCAGAAGAAUCAGAAGACGACGUUACGGAAUCGUCGUCCGACGACACUGCUAGCGACGAAGGCAAGGACGAAGAGGAGAAGAAAAAGAAAAAGAAAAGCAGCCCGUCAUCUAUCGGAGACGCACUGCAUGUUGUCUUGAAUGAUAAAAAGAUUGCCUACUUGGGUGGUGUCCAGGCUUUCUUUGAAGGUGCCAUGUACAUUUUUGUCCUCCAAUGGCCACCCAUGUUCAACAAGGCUAUCCAACUGGCAUAUGGGGCCGAUGCUGUCACGCCGUAUGGCACUGCAUUUUCCUGCUUUAUGGCUUCUUGCAUGGCCGGGUCGACCCUCUUUGGAAUGCUCAGUCGGAGGAACAAACAAGCCAACAAUAUACAAUUCGAACGACAAACCAUUGUCCUCUUGGCCGUGGCAACAGUUUCGUUACUACUGGCAACGUGGACUGUCUCGGACUAUAACAAUUCUCCGCCACAAGAACAACUGCCCAAACUCAUCUUUGCAUUCUUCACAUUUGAAGCAUGCGUUGGCAUGUACUUUCCGUCGAUUGGGACCCUCCGAUCCACCUAUCUCCCUGAUACACAUCGCAGUGUCCUCAUGACGUUGUUUGGAGUGCCUCUCAAUGCCAUUGUCGUCACGGUAUUUUUACUGGUUCCCAAGUUGGGUGCUCAAGGAGCCAUGCUAGUGGCUGCGGUAUGCUUGGGGUUGGCCACGGCCUGUAUGACAGGAUUGUACAUUGCAGUGAUGCAAAAGAAGCAAUCGGUACGAAAUAAAUUCCGACAAAUGGUUCGAAAGGUGCAAGUCAUCAAGGAUAUUUCGGGACGGUUGCGAUCCGCAUUGCGACGACGUCGGAAUUCGGCACAUUUGGUGCGGGAAAUAGUACAAGAGAAUCGAGACCAAUACUCGACUCUGGGUGGGCCGCAAUUCUUCUAG
Messenger RNA from Seminavis robusta, 1902 nucleotides. The record is from the annotation of a GenBank genome assembly. Lineage: Eukaryota; Bacillariophyta; Bacillariophyceae; Naviculales; Naviculaceae.